This is a messenger RNA of Pelobates fuscus (common spadefoot toad), 3830 nucleotides long. RefSeq names its product peroxisome proliferator activated receptor alpha (gene PPARA). Gene Ontology annotation, biological process: hormone-mediated signaling pathway; negative regulation of inflammatory response; cell differentiation. Bases 209 to 1624 code for a protein of 471 amino acids. Gene Ontology annotation, cellular component: nucleus. The record is from RefSeq and is a predicted model, not a curated record. The transcript has 8 exons. Gene Ontology annotation, molecular function: RNA polymerase II cis-regulatory region sequence-specific DNA binding; DNA-binding transcription repressor activity, RNA polymerase II-specific; nuclear receptor activity. NCBI's taxonomy places the organism in Eukaryota, Metazoa, Chordata, Amphibia, Anura, Pelobatidae.
UAUUCACAGUCUGUCCGACUGAGUGUGGCUUCCAGCUCAGGGAAGUGUAAGACACUUGUGGUCGAGAAAUAUUCUCUAUUUACCACAAAUCUCCAGCGUUCACACGACCGAGAAAAAAUGGAAUAACAAUGACCCAGGGAUUCGGCUUCCCAGCUCUCCAAUGGCCACCGGAUUCUAGAAUGUGCAAGGACCACUGGUCCAGCUGGUUAUGUCCACCAUAAUGGUAGACGCCGUUGGUGACUUCUGUUCUAUGACGCCAUUGGAUGAUGACGACCUAGGAAGCCCUUUAACUGGAGAAUUUCUCCAAAAUAUUGGUGACAUCCAGGACAUCUCCCAGACCGAUGUUUGUGCGGCUUUCAGUGCCGUGGAGUACCAGUACUUGGGAACCAGCCCUGGGUCAAAUGGCUCUGUUAGCACAGACCUUACAGACACCCUGUCACCAGCAUCAAGUCCGUCUUCCAUCACCUUCUCCGCUGCCGCUGGAGGCGCCGAGGAGCAGCCUUGUAAAACAUUGAGUCUUGAAUGCAGAGUGUGCGGAGACAAAGCGUCAGGAUUUCACUAUGGUGUUCACGCGUGUGAAGGCUGCAAGGGUUUCUUUCGAAGAACAAUACGUCUGAAUUUAGUGUAUGAUAAAUGUGAACGAAUGUGUAAAAUUCAGAAAAAGAACAGAAAUAAGUGUCAAUAUUGCCGGUUUGAGAAGUGCCUUGGCGUGGGAAUGUCACAUAAUGCAAUACGUUUUGGGAGGAUGCCAAGAUCAGAGAAAGCAAAACUCAAGGCUGAAAUUUUAACGUGUGAACAAGACCUCAAGGAUUCGCAAAUGGCUGACCUCAUGUCCCUUGCCAAACAUAUUUAUGAUGCUUAUCUGAAAAAUUUUAACAUGAACAAAGUAAAAGCAAGAGCGAUCCUCACUGGGAAAGGUAGCAAUCCUCCGUUCGUCAUACAUGAUAUGGAAACAUUAAGUAUUGGAGAAAAGACUCUGGUCGCAAAGCUUGUUGCCAACGGGAUACAGAAUAAAGUUGCAGAAGUCCGAAUUUUCCAUUGCUGUCAGUACACAUCUGUUGAAACUGUAACAGAACUUACUGAAUUUGCCAAAUCUAUACCGGGCUUCACCGAAUUGGACCUAAACGAUCAGGUGACUUUGUUAAAAUAUGGUGUCUACGAGGCCAUGUUUGCCAUGCUAGCUUCGGUAAUGAACAAAGACGGGAUGCUGGUGGCUUAUGGGAACGGUUUCAUAACACGAGAGUUUUUGAAGAGUUUGAGGAAGCCGAUCGGAGACAUGAUGGAACCAAAAUUCGAGUUUGCCAUGAAGUUCAACGCCCUGGAGCUAGAUGACAGCGAUAUUUCCCUAUUUGUAGCUGCUCUUAUCUGCUGUGGAGACCGCCCAGGACUGGUGAAUGUAGCCAGCAUCGAGCAAAUACAGGAGAACCUGGUUCAUGUCCUGAAGCUGCAUCUGCAAUUGAACCACCCGGACGAAAGCUUUCUGUUUCCCAAGCUCCUCCAGAAAAUGGCAGACUUGCGUCAGUUGGUAACAGAACAUGCUCUCAUGGUACAGACAAUCAAAAAGACUGAAACAGAUGCAGCACUGCAUCCCUUAUUGCAAGAGAUCUACAGGGAUAUGUACUAAGGACUUACAGAUAUCUAUAUAUAUAUUUUUUCACAGUUUUUUUGCAUUAGAGUUGGGCAAAGCGAUCAUUUAACACCCCUUCCCACCACACUUGUUCUGAUAAACAGUAGUGCCUUUUGUCUAUUGCAAAAAAAAAAAAGGAAAACAAAGAUAUACGUACUUUGUUCUUUAAAUCUCACACGGAGACGUCACACACUACAGGAUCACGUUAUUUUAUUUUUGUAUAGUUUCAAUCUAUUUUUUUUAAAGAGUAAUAGCCGUGUGAAGCAAUCGCCCUUUCCGUUGACCAUAUUUUGGAGGUAGUACUCAGGUCCAUUAUCAGCGUGUAAUUGUUUGUGCUUCCAGGUUUCCAGGGAUAGAAAUGUAAUAAUUUUGGUAACCUUUGUCCAUUUAACCCACUUUAUUGUUUCAGAAAAGUAUCAUGGCUGAGAUCCAGAACAGACAAGAGGCCAAGCCCUACUCUCAAUCCUGAGGGCCACCUCAGGUCACCAGGUGCUUUACAAAGAAGACUUGUAGAGGUCAAAUAGAAGACUUGCAGGACCUCACAUAUUCUCUACAGGUCGACUAAUUUGCCAUGUUAGGAGUUGGAGAAGGAUCAAAUGGAACUGCUUUGCUGUUGCUGGGCAGUAUUUAGUGUAUACUCAAGCAGCUUUUCCAAGGAAAAUGUUGAUGAAUGUUUCCUUAUUCUCUUUCCCAACGUGGAAAAGAAAUGUUAAAUUUCCUCAAACAUCGGCCUUUCCCCAUGUUAAUCAAGAAGUAAGAUGCUACACGUUGCUGUCAGUUAAUCGAAGUGUGAUGUACAAUAUUGGUGUUUAUCUAACAUGUUGAGUUUUGUAAGUACCUGGAAACUUUCAAAAUAAGCUGAGCCUGAGAUUUUUCAGAAGAUUAACUUCCUAGUAACCCAUUGCGAAGAUUGAUUGUAGCUCCUGGCUAAUAGUUGUUAAAGAGGAACUAAUUACUUUGGUGGUAAUGGCACAUUUUAAUAGUUAUUGGGAAGUAAUCCUGUGUAUUUUGCUUGUAUCCGAUACACAGCCUAUCACCCUGACGUGCUGCAGAGGUUAAUAUUAAGUUUUAAUAUGAGAUUUAUGAAAACCCUAACUUUUUACUAUUUAGAGAUAUGUUACGUGAAAUAAUGAAAGGUUGUAAUGUAGCUGACUAAAUUUAAAUCAAAGUCUGUUAAAAAAAAUAAAAAUGGCCAAUGGGGUCUAGGAUAUUUUAAAACCAGACAUGCUGGCUCUCUCGUACUAAGAAGUAGAUUUAAUUUUGCAAAGUCAGUGGAAAUUUUUAAAUGUUUGUAAUAUUUAAUAAUCUUGCAAAAAUGUAGUUUUUCUUUUUCUAUUUGUGUCGAUUGUUCCUGCCCCAAGGUAAAGGAAUGUAAGUAAACUAACGUGUAUGUUUAAUACACACAUUGCUUCAAAGGGCUGAAAAAAAAAAUGUCAACAACAUUUUUAUUGCAGUCAAAGGGGGAAAAAAAUUCUCUUAGCUGAAUAUCAACAUUUAUCUUUAUUACAGCAAACAUUGCGUACCAAACAUUUUCCAAGCUAGAGUUAUAUUUGGCAAGCUGAUCUAAUGUUAAGUACGUUGUGUUUACUUUUGAGCAAAUAUCUGCCCCCUUGUGUGUAUAUAUAUAUAUGAAACAGAACAUUUUUGAUAUUACUACAAUUUGACAUAUUUGGAGUAUGCAAUUUUAAUCAAGGGUACUUUAAAAAUACUUUUUUCUUUCUCAUCUUGAUUCAUCAGAUAAUGUCGUGUUACUGUAUAAUCAUUUCUUCAUAGUAGAAGCUACAUCACAACUGGCUAGUUUUCUUCAUUAUCAUAGCAGGACAGGUAUCUAGUAACAAAAACCAGGCAGAAGAUAUACAACUCACAAACCAGCAAGGGAAUCGGUAAACAUAAUAUCAAAGGACAAGAAUCAGAGAAAGAAAAAUAGCGGCACAUACAAGCACUUUUAACAGAAUCCUCAACAUGAAGGUCGGCCGACCUGCCUUCCAAGUCGGCACCAUAGGAGAAAGGAGACCUAUAUUGUACAUACUGUAUAGCAUAAAGUUUUCAAACACACUUAAUUCAUUCGUGUUGAAAACCUCAAAUCUCACAUUCAUUUUUUUUGUGCCUGAAAAUAAAGGACACUUUAUAAGUUUUAUAUCUGCUGAAGACAUCUGUGAGAUGAAAUGUUUAGGGCCGGUGUAUCAGGUGGAGGAGCUUCAAC